AUAAUGUUUUACUUUUAGAUGUUAUUUGGUGUUUUCGACUCAUUUAUCAAUUAAAUCAUUUGUGCUAUUAAAAAUUCGAAGUAAAAAAGCUGCGAUGGACGAUGUGCGGACCUUGCGGUACGACAUCCAGUGGGAUGUUUUCGAGGGGAUGCUAAUCGUUGACAUAAACUCAAAGUACUACGACAUGGUGAUUGAGUUUAUGUGGUCGCAAUCAUUUUUAAAAAGCCUGGUCUACGAGAGUCUCGGUCUGUUCGAUCUGCCGGACAUGAAGGAGACAUAUUCUAGGUAUGUGCGCCACAUCCUGCGAAACGAGUGUUCGGUGAUGAUGAUUAGCGAGGACGAAACCCAGAUAAAGGCAGUGGGCCUGCUCGAAUGGAUGACCGAGGAAUGGCACUCCUGGGUGUUCUUCCCCUCGUCGAUGCCCAGGAACCUGUUCCAGCAGAUCAUAAUAAUGAAGAAGGAGCUCAUCGAUGCGACCAAGGCGAACCUGGGCAUCUCCACCUACGACUCGCUGGUCGUGCACGAGAUUGCCUUUCCGGACGAGCUGUACUUCAACAGGGACUUCCUGAUGACCAUCUUCGAUGUGUUCGGCUACGUGGCCCAGCACAUGCACAUGCCCCGCGUGAGUUUCAUCGCCCUCAGCUCCGUGGACCAGGAGGCCGCCAGCCUGAUCGAGUACGACGAGAUCGGACGGACCAUCUACUCCAUCUACAAGGUGGGCAACACCCGGCCCUUCGACAUCCUGCGCGAGCUGGACGAGAUGUACGCGCUGCUCUUCGAGCUGCCCGUCAGCCCGCUGCUGAAGUACGGCGACAUGUCCGGCUUCGAGGAGUUCCACGAGGCCCUGGAGGCAAAGUUGGCCAAGGAGGAGGCCGAAAGGCGGCACGACGACGACUUGUGAGAUGUCUCUGUGCCACUCUUCACCACAUGUCUGCCUACUUUUGGGCUUCGCCCUCGUAGUUCCCCCAGCCUCCCUUAAAAGAGGGCGAUGUUUAAAGGGGUGUUCAAAAUGCACGUUUCCGAGCAGGCGGUGAUAAGCCUAUCAGUACGAUCCCCAUGCCAGUGCGAUAAAGAUUGUGAUUACACUUUUCAAUGUGCUAAGACAAUAAAAAUGUAUAGAUCUUACCGAAGAUUGCCUUGGAUGUAAGCUCAAACGGAACCGGAUAUGGAGGAGGAUUUGAGAAGUUAGCCCCAUUCGUUUUCAGACUCUCGGACAUCUCGUUUCGGCCCGCACCUAAAUUUCCAAAAUUCAAAAUUUUCAUUCGCAAGUGACGUUGCCAAAAAAUAUACGCUCGAAGGACCAAGCAUGUGUGACGGAUGUGGAUCGUUGGAGGUAAGUGGAGCCUCCUCCGGCCCUCCAGACCACCUGACCCGCUAACCCAAGCUCCAUGCCCAUCACACCACUACGCCAACAAGCAGGAUCACUGGCACAGGUGGUUUUCAUGUGGAUCUUGCCGGACCAUACUGUCGAGUGGCGCACUUUUGGCUGGUACUAAAUUGAAGGCGGCUUAAAUCAAGAUGGUGCUAGCUGCCGGACCUUCGAAAGGUCGAGAACUUGUUGGAAAACCUUGUAAAAAACCGUCUGUCUGUCUUGAUUUAAGCACCAAACUUUUGUAGUUAUUUUGGACUCUAAUUUUGCCAUUAAAUUAUAUAAAAUUGAUGAAAA
Molecule: messenger RNA, 1666 nt
Organism: Drosophila gunungcola (fruit fly)
Lineage: Eukaryota; Metazoa; Arthropoda; Insecta; Diptera; Drosophilidae
Exons: 7
Coding region: 95-901 (268 amino acids)
Source: RefSeq, a predicted model, not a curated record